GGGGCGGGGAGCGGGGCUGGCCGGGGGCGGGGCGGGCGGCGGGCCGCGGGCUGGCCGGGCAGUGCGGGCGCGAACUAGAGGAAGUAGCGCCGGCGGCUGCGUCCUCUGCGUCCCGGGCCCGUCUCCGCCUCCGCCUCCGUGUCCUCCGCUUCCGUGCCCGCCGCGCCCCCGCCGCCCCUUCCGGGCUCCCGCGGCUGGAGGGUGGGCUGCUGACUUGGGACACCUGCAAGCCAGAGGGAGUGGAAACGCCCCAAGGCUGCCUGUGCCAUGGAUUCUAAGGUCAGCAAUGGUUCAGGCCUCCAGGAUGAGCACAUCACACACUUGCUGGUGUUUAGCUUCCUCCAAAACUGCUCCAAACGUCAUUUCUACAAAGAGCUGGAGGUGUUGGGCCAUGAACUGCCCGUGCAAGCUUACCUGUGGGAGGACCAUGACGAGCUGCAGACAGAUGGCAACCGGUGCAGCCACUUCGUGGCAAGAGCGGAGGCAGAUUCUGAGAGUCAAGAGGAAAUAAUCCAGCAUAUCGCCAGGCAACUUGCCCAAAUAGGGGACAGGAUGGACGACAGCAUCCACCCAAGGCUGGUGAAUAACCUGGCAAUGCAGUUUAUGAAUGUGAACCUGUCGGAGGAAGACAGAAGACAGUGCCUUACUUCUGCGCUGGAGCAGGUCAUGCAGACUUAUCCUAAAGACAUGGAGAAGGAGAAGACCAUGCUGAUGUUGUCCAUGCUCUUGGCCAAAAAGGUGGCCAAUCACACACCGUCUUUGCUCCGUGACGUCUUUCGCACAACAGUGAACUUUAUUAACCAGAACCUACUCACCUAUGUGAGGAACUUAGUCAGAAAUGAGAUGGAUUGAAUGGAUGCAAAAGCGUAACUGGUUAAAACCUCAUAUGGUGACAGCAGUAUAGCUGCCUUCAACAGAGACGGAGCCAUUGCCAUUUAAACAAGGUUCUUAGACAAGAUAGGCACGAGAUAAUAGCUAUUUAUUUCUAUUUUAAAGAUGAUUUCUAAGCUGGUGACCCAUUUAGGAAUCUCUAUAUUAAUAUAAUGAAAACAUCAACUUGCACAUAUUUGAAUGAGUUUUCAUACCAUCUUCUAAAUCUGUCUACACACUGUGCCUUUAUCUUCGGCCGUAUAGGUCCCCACAUGAAAAUUAAAUUUAAAAGCAGAUUGUAAGGCAGAAGAAAAAAACCACAAUGUUUUUUUGUUAAAAAAAAAA
Equus caballus (horse) is the source of this 1215-nucleotide messenger RNA. RefSeq names its product BH3 interacting domain death agonist (gene BID). NCBI's taxonomy places the organism in Eukaryota, Metazoa, Chordata, Mammalia, Perissodactyla, Equidae. Gene Ontology annotation, cellular component: cytoplasm; cytosol; mitochondrion. Gene Ontology annotation, biological process: positive regulation of extrinsic apoptotic signaling pathway; apoptotic mitochondrial changes; positive regulation of release of cytochrome c from mitochondria. The record is from RefSeq and is a predicted model, not a curated record.